AUGUAUGAUGCACAUUUAUUAUUUGGAAGGCCUUGGCAGUAUGAUAUGUAUGCAAUUCACAAUUGUUUUGAGAAUACAUAUACCUUUUUCAAUGAUGGAAAGAAGAAAACUUUAGUUCCUUCUAAAUCUACAGCUAUUUACAAAGAGCAUAGCGAUGGCAACACAAGCGCAUUAGUGGCAAGCAUUGUAAAACAGUUGCGAACACAUUCUAUUAGUUCACAUGAAGAGUCUAAACCAAUGAUAGUCAUACCAGAAAAGGUGAAACCUUUGAUCAAUCAGUUCCAUGGUUUAUUUCCGGACGAACUACAAAAAUCUUUUCCUCCUUUAAGAGAUUUACAACAUCAUAUAGAUUUUAUUCCAGGUGCAACUAAUCAUGUUCAUUACAGAUUAAGCCCUAAGGAGCAUGAGAUUCUGCAAGGACAAGUGAAUAAUUUAUUGGAGAAAGGUUUGAUCAGGUUGAGUAAAAUUCCUUGUGCUAGUCCAGCAUUUCUUGUCGACAAAAAAGAUGGAGGAUAG
Messenger RNA from Papaver somniferum (opium poppy), 516 nucleotides. RefSeq lists its product as uncharacterized. The coding region runs from base 1 to 516 and encodes 171 amino acids. The transcript has a single exon. The record is from RefSeq and is a predicted model, not a curated record. NCBI's taxonomy places the organism in Eukaryota, Viridiplantae, Streptophyta, Magnoliopsida, Ranunculales, Papaveraceae.